AUGGACAUUGUCCUCAACUGGGCCGAUUCUUAUGCAUUCGACAACAUGUAUUCAGCAAUGCCCGAGAUCCUACAGCCAUACAUCUCAGACCGUGCAUUCCUUGUGCGCCAGUGCAUUUCCUUAUUCCUUAUUGAAAUGGCUGGUGUUCAUCUUCUUUAUUUUGCACUAUCGUCCUUGUCUUACUACUUCUUCUAUGACCGUAACCUACUCAAACAUCCUAAGUUCCUCAAAAAUCAGAUUCGUAGAGAGAUUUACUUGUCUGUCACUUCCUUUCCCAUCACCUCGAUUGUUACUGUUCCAUGGUUUCUUUUCGAGGUUCGUGGUUACUCCAAACUCUAUUACAAUGUUCAAGACUACGGAUGGCCAUACUUUGCACUCUCCAUCUUCAUGUUUAUAAUGUUUACCGACUUUGGAGUCUAUUGGAUUCAUCGGCUUGAGCACCAUCCGUCAUUGUAUUGGUGGCUGCAUAAACCUCAUCAUACUUGGAAGAUCUCAACUCCGUUUGCUUCGUUUGCCUUUCAUCCUUUGGAUGGAUACUUUCAGUCACUACCUAUCCAUAUAUUUGUCUAUUUGUUUCCCAUGAACGCAUAUGCGUACUUGGUCUCUUUUGUGUUGAUUCAGAUAUGGACAGUCAGUAUUCACGAUGCAAUGUAUAUCGUGAAACAUCCUUGGAUCAACUCUGCCGCACAUCAUACAAUUCACCAUCUUGAGUUCAACUAUAACUAUGGACAAUAUUUUACGCUAUGGUAA
This is a messenger RNA of Batrachochytrium dendrobatidis JAM81, 750 nucleotides long. RefSeq names its product C-5 sterol desaturase. The record is from RefSeq and is a predicted model, not a curated record. NCBI's taxonomy places the organism in Eukaryota, Fungi, Chytridiomycota, Chytridiomycetes, Rhizophydiales. Gene Ontology annotation, biological process: sterol biosynthetic process. The transcript is spliced from 3 exons. Gene Ontology annotation, molecular function: C-5 sterol desaturase activity; iron ion binding. The coding region runs from base 1 to 750 and encodes 249 amino acids. Gene Ontology annotation, cellular component: membrane.